Molecule: messenger RNA, 1528 nt
Organism: Olea europaea var. sylvestris
Lineage: Eukaryota; Viridiplantae; Streptophyta; Magnoliopsida; Lamiales; Oleaceae
Product: nuclear pore complex protein NUP98A-like
Exons: 6
Coding region: 632-1306 (224 amino acids)
Biological process (GO): post-transcriptional tethering of RNA polymerase II gene DNA at nuclear periphery; RNA export from nucleus; protein import into nucleus
Cellular component (GO): nuclear pore; nuclear pore cytoplasmic filaments
Molecular function (GO): structural constituent of nuclear pore
Source: RefSeq, a predicted model, not a curated record
CAUUCAUUAGUAACCCUAUUUGGACCUUUAUCCUGAAUUUUCCAGUUGGACUUUGUUCUUUGGGUUAUUUGAUUUGGGGAUUCCCUAAUUGGACUUCAUUCCUUGGACUAUUCGAUUUGGGCUGCACUUUUAGUGUGUCUCAACAGUAUGUUUAAUAAUGUGAUUGGAGACUUACAAAGUUAUUUUGUGACCAACCUGCUGUGCUGUUUUUUUAGCCAUAUUACCUUCAUGAAUUAAUGAUUUAUAUCAUACGAAAAAAGGAAAUAUAUGGAAUUAACUUGCGUACGCUUGCCACAUUUGACUUUAACGUGCUCUCAGUCUAGUUUUAUAAUAGCAGCGUUCAAAGGUAAAAUGUUAAUCCUUGGUGGGUGAGCUGAUAAUGGACAUGGCUUUUUAAGACCAGACAUAUUCUGUUAUGAUUAUGUGAUCAUCGGUAGACAGAAGUCCUUAGUCAUUUGAUCAAAGGAAAAAGUCUUUAUCCUUCUCAGAACCUUCGUUCAUUUGCAUUGAUCAACCAUUAAUGUGAGGGCAGAUUUGGUCAGGCAGAUGCAGAAAUAGUACUUCAAGAUCCAUUACGUGAUGGAGGCAGUCAGUCAAUAUAGAUUGAUCCGAAAUCUGAUUCAAAUCCAAUAUGGUACCUAUGCAAAAGGUUUCUUACGGCCAUUUGAUCAUUAUGCUUCGUGGAUGUGCCGAUACAGUCAAGCCAUCUCUUUCCACGCCUUUUCUACCUUCACAGCCAACUCAGAGUGCUGGAGGUUUUGGCUUUGGCAACUUUGGACAGCUACAAACAGCUAGUGCCAAUGUCUUUGGCGGCACAUCAAGUAUCUUUGGCCACGGCACGGUUGGGCAACCGUCAGGUACUCAAAGCUCUGCGGUUGCUCAAUCUGCUCUUGCUACAAAUCCUUUUGGAACCCUGCCAGCGAUGCCCCAGAUAUCAAUUGGCCGCACAGACACUUCUCCUUCUAUCCAGUAUGGAAUUUCCAGCUUGCCACAGGUUGUUGACAAACCAGUGCCUAUCAGAAUAUCGUCUUUUUUGACGUCUCGACACCUUUCUCAUAGGUGUAUUAGAUUACCUGCAAGGAAAUAUCACCCUAAAAAUGAUGGUCCGAAGGUGCCAUUUUUUAGUGAUGAUGAGGAGACACCCAGCACGCCAAAGGCAGAUGCUCUUUAUAUUCCCAGGGAGAACCCAAGAUCUUUAGAAAUUCGUCCAUUGGAACAGAUAUCCUCUAGAGCAAGCUCAGAGAAAAGAUCCCCAUCAAACCCCAAGGCUACUACUCCUGUACAUGAGAAUGGUAAACAGUUGUAGCAUUCUAUAUCUAAUGAGAUGUGCUAGACUUUGUGCUCUUUGAUACGUGGAAUGAUUUAGGAAUAUCGCUAAAAUAAUUACAGAUGCUACCUCUAAGAUUAGUCCACUUAGAAGUUGUUGGACACCUCAAGAGAGCCGAAGCGCCUCAUGGUAGCUGGUUACGAUUCAUUUUCCCUUUUUUUAUUGAGAUUAUAAUUAGUACAAAGGCUGAAUUUUUUUUUU